CUCUCGCGUUAUCUGGGCCUCUACGGCUGGGGUACUCUGCGAAUCGGCGGGGCAGGGUAGCGGUCAGCGCGCGGCACCUGGAGUCAGGCACCGGCUCCUCUUCACCCUCCCCCACGUUCUACCGGAGACUCGGGCAAAGGCCGGCCUAGAGAGGGGUCCAGAGGGCGCGAGACAAGGAGGGAAAGGCGGAGCAGAGCUCGGGCGAGCGUGGACCUUGGCCGGGGGCUGCGGAACCCAAUACAGCCAUGGCUCCUCUGCGCUUCGCAGCCAACCUGUCGUGGUUGUUCACGGAGCAGGGCCCAGCGCUGAGCGCUCGCCUCGAAGCCGCAGCCCGGGCUGGCUUCAAGGUGGCCGAGGUGGCCUGGCCGUACGCCGAGCCCGCGGCGCAGCUGGCGGCGGCGGCGCGGGAAGCCGAGCUGCAGCUGGUGUUGCUCAACACUCCGCCGGGGGCCACGGACCUCGGCGAGCUGGGGCUGGGCGCCGUGCCCGGGCGCCAGGACGCCUUCCGCGAGGGGCUGGAGCUGGCGGUCGCAUACGCGCGGGAGCUCGGCUGCCCCCAGGUGCACCUGAUGGCCGGCCGCGUCCCGCAGGGCGCUGAGCGCGCCGCAGUGGCCCGGGACAUGGAGGCCGUGUUCGUGGAGAAUCUGCGGCACGCCGCCGACGUGCUGGCCCGCGAGAACCUCGUGGGGCUCGUGGAGCCCAUCAACAGUCGGCUUACGGACCCGCGCUACUUCCUGGACACUCCCGAGCAGGCAGCGGCCAUCCUGCGCCGGGUGGACCGGCCCAACCUGCGGCUGCAGCUGGACAUGUUCCACUGGCAGAUCAUGGGUGGGAACCUGACUGCCAAUAUCCGUACCUUCCUGCCCCUGAUCGGGCAUGUGCAGGUGGCCCAAGUCCCCGACCGCGGCGAGCCUGACAGCCCCGGAGAGCUCAACUUCCCCUACUUGUUCCAGCUGUUGGAGGAGCUGGGCUACACAGGCUACGUGGGCUGCGAGUACCGGCCCCGAGGGGACACCAAUGAAGGUCUUGGCUGGCUGCGGGCCUAUUGGGAGAGCCGGGGCGGGCAAUGCUGAGAGCCUUGCAGAUGACCCAGGUUAUCAAUGACCCUUCCAUCUCCUACCUGCCCUACCACCCUACCCCCUAAGAAAGACACUACCCCACAAAACAUAUGUAUGCGUCAUCUCUUCUGAAAGAAUGUUAAACUCCUCGAUAACUGUUAAUCUUAGUAUCCCCUGUGCCCAGCCAUGUGUGUGGCCUAAUAAAUACUGUUUGAUUUGAAGAGCUUUUAUAAAGCCUCUUAGCCAUCUAGAAUCUUAGAAUUUUAGGGCUGGAGGGAUCAUAGAAAGGCCAGCCCCCUAACAGGUCCAGAAUCAGAAAUCAUCUUCCAAUCCAGUAUCCCUUCAGCUGGAAUUUCGAGAACUCAGGACUCCUAGGCCCAAGGGCAGUGAUUUACAAAUGCAAGGGGUACUACAGUGAUUUACAAAACUUCAAGGGAAGGAGAGUGCUUUUUCUCCUAACUGCUCACUGUGGCUGAGCAGGAGUGGCUCUUCUUCAGGAGCUUGGAGAAGACUAACUGAAUGAAGCUGCUGCUUGCUUCCUUGUAGGUGUCAGCAAUCUAGGAGCUUGGUUGGAUUUGUCCUCUUUCCCACACAGAUUCAGGCUCUCUCUUAUGGCAUGACUUAGCUAAUUAUUUUGUCCUGUGGGUAUGAAUACUUUGCCCUACAUUCUUUAGGCUACCUACUUACUCCACUACUGUGCAAUCCCUGUACUGUUUUCAACCAUGUUGACAGAUUGUUGAUCCUGUCCUGGGGUUGGGAAGCAUUGACUGCCAUGGAGAGGUCCAUUCCUGGUUUGGAUAUUUGAAAUUCUAUUUCCAAUGAUUGAGGAAUAUCCACCUACCUAAUUUUAGAUUCUGUCUAGAUCUCUACUAGAGUGAAGAAUAAAAGGAUAAUGAUGUACAGCUUACAGUCCUGUAUGUAGGGAGCUUUGAACAUUUCUACAAGCUAACUAAUUUCAAAAGGCUCUUUUCUCCUUUAUCAGCUUUGCUAUCUAAGCAUUUGCCUUUUCAAGAAAAAGCAGCACAAAACACCAGAAAAUGAUGGAUACUCCUUGCAUGGCUGAGACUUGGGUACACCCAUUUAAAUUUAAUUUUCUGAUUCCUGAAUAAUCAUCCCUGAAGCACUUUCUGUAUUUUCCCUUUCCUCUACUACCAGAACUUCUGCAUCCUACAGUCCCUAUCCAGGUGCAUUCCUUAUGAAGUCUGGCCUGCCUGGAUGCUGUUGUCCUUCAUGUCCCACGUGUAUAAAAAAUUUUGAGGAAGUUGGAGCACUUGCCAUGAUCUUGCUGCAGUACUUCACAUAGCCUCCCAGUAACCCUAGGACCAUUUAUAAUACAGGCAUAUUUGAUACUUAGGUCCCUUCCAUCCCUUAGAGCUCUUUGGUCAGGAACAAAGAGCAGCAGGGCACAGGGAAGGCAGCACUUACCUUGAUGACAGAACUAAGCUUGAGAUCUAUUUCUGUAAUUUACUAGCUCUGUAACUUGGAAAAAUUCACAACUUCACAUCAGGAAACCAGGAUAUUUGUCCUUUCUUCUUCAUGGGUAUUGUCAGGAUCCAAUCAAAUAAAUGUGAGAGUGUUUUUGCCAAUAGUACAUGCUAUUAGAAAAGCAGCAGCAGAUAUGCUUCUCACAGCUAUGAAUUUGGGAUGGAUUCCCAACCAAAAAGGGGGUGUGUCAAUUACAAAAGACAAAAGAAAUAAUUCUGAUUUUGUAAGAUUGAAAAGCUUUUUGUACACCCAAUUAGCACAUAGGAUAAGAAGAGAAGUAAUUGACUGGGGGUGGGGAACGGGGAAUCUUUAUUUCAAAUAUCUCCAUUAAGAUUUUGGUGAACAAAAUAUAAACAGACCACUAACAUAUGUAUAACCAAAAGACAUUCCCAAGAGAUCACUAGUUAAAAAAAAAUGGAAAAGUAGUUCCCAAAAGAAUUGCAAACUAUGAACAAGCACAUGUUAAGAAAAAUCUGAGCUUAACCUCAUGCCCAGCAAAUUGGCAAAGAUAACAAAAGAAGGGAAUAGUCAAAGUUGGGAAGCCUGUGGAAAGAAAAGCACGCUGAGGCAUUCGUUGCUGGCAAAACUGUGAAGCCAUGAAGUGGAACAAUUAUUCUGGGGAACAAUUUGUAAUUAUGCAAAUAAAAGGCUAAUAUGUCCAAACCACUGAACCCAGAGUUUCCACUGCUGGGCAAUAUAUGUCAAUAAAGACUGACCCCCCAAAAAGGGCUCCAAAUA
This is a messenger RNA of Trichosurus vulpecula (common brushtail), 3281 nucleotides long. RefSeq names its product hydroxypyruvate isomerase (putative) (gene HYI). Lineage: Eukaryota; Metazoa; Chordata; Mammalia; Diprotodontia; Phalangeridae. The transcript is spliced from 2 exons. The coding region runs from base 246 to 1073 and encodes 275 amino acids. The record is from RefSeq and is a predicted model, not a curated record. Gene Ontology annotation, biological process: glyoxylate metabolic process. Gene Ontology annotation, molecular function: hydroxypyruvate isomerase activity.